AGAAAAAAACCCCUCUCCUUACAACACUUUGAAGAAGUCUGGUGUCUGCUCAAACGGCUGUCUGGACUUAAUAAAUGGGUCAAAAGAAGAUGUGCAGUGGUGUUCCUAAUAUUCGAGCGCAUUUUUACUGAAGUUGAGGGUGAACCCAUCAGAACAGAAUACCUACUUCCUUUUUGCCUGGCGCAUUUUUCUGUGAGUAAUUGGGACUCAAGAGGACACCAGAACUGUCCUCACCAUUUCUUUUCUCAUCAGAGGAAGCACGUCACGAAAAUGAGUGGGGUAGAACCCAACUACACAGAAUAUCCAGACUACACAUUUGAUUAUGAUAAAAUUACAUCACCAUGUGACAAGGGGGAAGUCAGAAACUUCACAAAAGUAUUUUUGCCAAUUGCAUACUCAAUUAUGUGUGUCUUGGGCUUAGUGGGUAACAUCUUUGUAGUGAUGACCUUUGCUUUAUAUAAAAAAACCAAGUCUAUGACCGAUAUAUACCUCUUCAACAUGGCCAUAGCAGACAUAUUGUUUGUUCUCACUCUUCCAUUCUGGGCAGUAAAUUAUGCUGCUGAAAAAUGGAUCUUUGGUGACUUCAUGUGCAAAAUUACCAGAGGUAUUUAUGCAAUCAACUUCAAUUGUGGUAUGCUGCUCUUGGCCUUUAUCAGUAUGGACCGAUACAUUGCUAUUGUACAGGCAACAAAGUCAUUUAAACUUCGGGCUAGAACGCUAGCAUACAGUAGACUGAUCUGUUUGGUUGUAUGGGUAUCGUCAAUUUUAAUUUCCAGUUCCACUUUCAUAUUCAGUCAAAGCUACAGCCACGCCGUCAAUGAAAGAGAAAAGAUUUGUGAACACGGAUCCAAUACAGAGACCAAAGGCACUGUGUUGAAAUUAUUGCUGCUGGGUAUGCAACUUGCAUUUGGAUUUUUUAUCCCUCUGCUGUUUAUGGUAUUUUGCUAUGCAUUCAUUGUCAAAACCUUGGUGAAAGCUCAGAAUUCCAAAAGAAACAAAGCAAUAUGUCUGAUUAUAUUAAUUGUCAUUGUUUUCCUGGUUUGUCAAGUACCAUAUAACAUGGUUCUUCUUGUGACUGCCAUAAAUAUGGGUAAAUUAAAUAAACAGUGUGAUAGUGAAAAGCAAAUAGUCUUUGCAAAGUACAUUACAGAAGCCCUGGCCUUCUUCCAUUGUUGUUUGAACCCAGUGCUCUACGCAUUUAUCGGGGUGAAAUUUAGAAGUUACUUUGUGAAUAUGAUGAGGGAUCUGUGGUGCCUGAGAUACAAAAAAUACAAGACCAAGAGUUCAAGGAUAAGUUCUGAUACCUGUCACUCAAGGCAGACAAGUGAAAUUAUGAGUGACAAUGUGUCAUCCUUUACUAUGUAAUAUGACUUCAACAUUAUUACGAAGGAGCUUUGAUUAUAUUCAUCCAACAAUCCAAACCAAUCUCAUUAUUCAUGUCACAGCCAGUGAUUUUGACUUUCCGACACCCUAAAUAGUAGUUUCUAUGAUCUACAGCUCCCUCCAUCAAAACUAUUAACAUAAACAGAAGAAUGACGCGACUAUGGAAAACUCGUAUUAAUCACUGUCUAGCUAAUGUUUAUGCUGUUUUCAAAUACAGGCACUUAAAAUCCUCCAGAGAGCUAAAUUUAUCAAGCAACUUCCUUGAUUCUAAUGAAAAAUUGCAAGUUUGUUUUGAACAUGGCCUUGGUAUUUUGGUUUUAAAACAGGGCUCAACUCAGUAUCUCAUAUCAUAACAACAAUUUUAAUAGAAUAACAACAAUUUUAAAAGCAUCAGAGAGGCAAAUUCACCACCAACCCAACUCCAUUUAUACUUAUGUUAUUAUUAAUUAUUUAUAUUGCAGUAAUGUCUCGAGGUCCUGACUAAGACUGGGACCCCUUUCUGCUAGCAUUGUACGUACACAUAGUAAGAGACAGUCCCCGCACCAACGAGCUUGCAUACUGAAUAGCCAAGACAGAGAAUGGGAAGGGACAUGAUCAAGCCCACAUAGUAGGGCUGUGGAAGAAUGGUCUCCUGAGUCCCCGUGCAGUGCAGUGCCCUAACUACUGACUGCUGCCUCCCUAUAUAAUCGUGUCUUCUUAUGUCAGCACUGAAUUGUCCAGAGCCAAUACUACCAUGGCUACUGAAGGGACUAGUUUGUUUUUUUAAAACUACACACUGAAAGGUUUGGGAACAUCUCCUCAGUUUUUAUCAUCUGUGGAACAGAAAAUAAGGUUUAUUUGAGAAGAGAUAUUUUCCUGAUUUGGCAGUGGAACUUCAGGUUUUCGACUCUCCGAAACUGACCAUUUUGUAAAUUUGUCCUUGCGAAAAGCCAAAACACCACUCUGAAUAUUUUUCUGUUUGCUUUAUUAAAUGAAAUUUUAAAUUCACAUGAGUGAUUUCUGUUUUUCAAUGAAGAUGGCCUAACAGGGCAGUAUUUGGCUCACUUGAUACUCUGGUAUUUUAUUUUAUUUUAUUGGACAAACGACAUGCAGAAAAAUCCUGAAGUUGUUUCUCAGUCCUUAUUAGUCAUUAAAAUUCCUGUUGGGCUCAAUUGUGCUACCUGCUAAACUGAUGCAAAUCUGGACUAACUCCACAGACUUCAGAAAUUACUCUGAUAUGAUUGAGAGCAGAAUUUGGUUCAUUGACUGUAAUGUAAAGUCUGCCAGAGUUAAUACUGAGUAAGGACUUCAGUAUUUGACCAGUUAUGAAUAAACCUUCAAUACUUAUACAAUAAACUGUAAAAUUAUUAGUCAGUGCUGGAGAAAUAAAUUGGUUAGUCUCUAAGGUGCCACAAGUACUCCUUUUCUUUUUGCGAAUACAGACUAACACGGCUGUUACUCUAAAACAGUACAACCUAAUCAUGAUCCAGCAUAAAACUGGGAUACAUCUUUUAUGCAAUUUAGCUAUUUCUCACAUUUUAUAUUUACACAAGUUUUCAGCAAUAAAGAUUCAGAAUGAAACUUAACGGAUUUUUUUAAGUUAUGCACAACACUCAGGAAAAUAUGUAAAUAACACAGCUACUUAAAAUGGUUGUUACAGUUUCUUUAAUACUUCUGUUUAGUUAAUUAAAAGUUCUGUUUGUUAUGGGAGCUCAUAAAAUUGUAACAGCGGUCAGAAGAGAAUAAGAGAAGAAGUCCCACCCCUUCAUAAAUGGGAUUGGUAGGAGAAUAUUCUAGACAGGAGCUUGGAAUCUUGGAGGGAAUGAUUUUGGUUCUGAAGUGUAGCAAGCAAUUUCAGUCUGAAAUGGAGGGUUGGGGGCAAAGUGUAGAAAGGAGCAAAAGCAGCUGCUUUGCUUCAAUCUCUACAAGCACAGCUCCUUUGCAGAACAGCUGAAAUGUGGGGAAGUGACUAGCUAGAUCCCGACAGGUGUCUGGGGAAUAGUUUCUGCAUGUGGACUGUUCCCUUCUCAGAUCAGUAUAAGUUCUGGCUUUGGCAGAGUAACUACCCUCGCAUGAUUCUAACUGGCUGCAGAAGGGGGAAGCAGGCUGGAGCCAGCAAAGUGCCUGCCAGGGCAGCAUGUCAGGGCCAAGAGCUGUGCUGCUGGUGCUGCUGGAGUACUGAGGGAGAGCACAGAUGGGACAUGCUACAUGGGGACUGUUCACGUUGGAGCAAUUUAUCGACGUUUGUAAAGUAGUUUGAGAUUUUCAGAUAUAAAUGUUGUCUAUUUUUUUCUGACUUCAAAUUUGGAAAUUAGACAUGGCUUUUAUUGUUGAUUAACUGUAAAUUAUACAAACAUGAUACAAAUAUAUAUCAAUGUUUGUAAAGUAGUUUGAGAUUUUCAGAUAUAAAUGUUAAAUCUGUUUUUUUCAUAAGAACGGCGAUAUUGGGUCAGACCAAAGGUCCAUCUAGCCCAGUAUCCUGUCUUCCGACAGUGGCCAGUGCCAGGUGCCCCAGAGGGAAGGAACAGAACAGGUAAUCAAGUGAUCCAUCCCCUGUCGCUCAUUCCCAGCUUCUGGCAAACAGAGGGUAGGGACACCAUUCCUGCCCAUCCUGGCUAAUAGCCAUUGAUGGACCUAUCCUCCAUGAACUUACCUAGUUCUUUUUUUUAACCCUGUUAUGGCCUUGGCCUUCACAACAUCCUCUGGCAAGGAGUUCCACAGGUUGACCGUGCACUGUGUGAAAAAAUACUUCCUUUUAUUUGUUUUAAACCUGCUGCCUAUUAAUUUCAUUUGGUGACCCCUAGUUCUUGUGUUAUGAGAAGUAGUAAACAACACUUCCUUAUCUACUUUGUCUACACCAGUCAUGAUUUUAUAGACACCAGUCUGAUUUUUCUGACACUCUCUUCAAAUUUGGAAAUUAGAUAUGGCUUUUAUUGUUAAUUAACUGUAAAUUAUACAAACAUGAUACAAAAAUACAUAUAUAUUAAUACAUAUAUUUACUCAUAUAUAGCAAAGCAUUCGUACUAGUAGACAUUCCAGCAAAUAAAACUUUGAUAACUGAUUGGCAGAAAAAUAAUACAGUUCCGUCUUCAUUAUCCUAACGUUAAAUAGCUGAAACAGGGUCACUUCAUUACAUUGAAAAUGCCUUAUUCAUCUUAAAAACUUUAUUAUAGAGCCUAUACAAUGUUUUUUCCUUCCCUUAUCAUUAGAUACAAGAUUUUGAAGUGUGUUUUGCUGUUCAUAGUAGAAAAUAUCAUUUAAAAUAUGUUUAAUAUUACAUCUAUGAUUUUUGCAAAUGAACCUGCAACUGUAACAAAUUUCCUCGGUAGCGUUUGAAAAACCUGUAUAAAUAAGAUAUACUUCUUAUUCUGUAUAUAUUAAAAAAGAUAAACUCCUUGUC
Messenger RNA from Chelonia mydas (Green sea turtle), 4762 nucleotides. RefSeq names its product C-C chemokine receptor type 6. Bases 271 to 1365 code for a protein of 364 amino acids. The transcript is spliced from 4 exons. NCBI's taxonomy places the organism in Eukaryota, Metazoa, Chordata, Testudines, Cheloniidae. Gene Ontology annotation, molecular function: chemokine receptor activity. Gene Ontology annotation, cellular component: membrane. The record is from RefSeq and is a predicted model, not a curated record. Gene Ontology annotation, biological process: G protein-coupled receptor signaling pathway; chemotaxis; positive regulation of dendritic cell chemotaxis.